This is a messenger RNA of Cylindrotheca closterium, 1032 nucleotides long. Lineage: Eukaryota; Bacillariophyta; Bacillariophyceae; Bacillariales; Bacillariaceae. The record is from the annotation of a GenBank genome assembly.
AUGGAUUUGGAGAAUGGGGAGCAACAGUGUGUGAUGUCUUAUAAGUUGGCUGUCGUACCGGCUACCAAACGUCCACCGCCUACACCUCAACAAGAAGCCAAACAACACAAGUUCACGUUUUAUGGAGUAAAAUAUAGAUCAAUUAAUAACCAUAAUGUUAUCUAUUCUAUUCAGAAAGCCAACACUCAUAAACAUCUAGCUUUGAUUGAUAGAGGUGCCAACGGCGGCAUUGCUAGAGACGAUGCCCGCAUCAUCAUUGCCAUUAUACGCCAACAAGCCUACAUUGGAAAGGGCCAAUCCAUUCUGUCCAAUGGACAGAUGGAACAUUUCAAGAUCGUUGUGGACGACAAGCCUACCAAAGUUGGUGGUCAACAGCGCUUGACAACACCAGAUGGCUUCGUCUUACCACUUGACAUCAGCAAUGGCCUCCCAUAUCUGCGAAUGCGCCCACCAACAGAUCUUGAGCUGAGUAAUCCCGACAUUCCACAUUUUGUACUCACUUCUAAUACUGAUUGGGACCCAAGUGUAUUGGAUCAUUUGAUCAACAAUAUGGAAAAAUGGGCAAACUCCGUUCUCAACUGCGAUCCUGAGGAUGAAGAACGCCUGUUUGAUCUUGUAGGAGUUCUUAAGAAUAAUAAAGCUGUUACUUCUUUUAAGGAUUCUAGACUAGAUGAAAUUACUGAUUUCUUUGAGAACUUCAAUUGUGUUCUUCCAACUGAUGGACUGUACGAACAGCACCAUCGAGCGUUCGACAACCUCACAUGGUUUAACUGCAACAUGACCGACCUAUUUGGCUUUGACGCAGCACCAGAAGAUUCACCCAUCCCUGAGUGUUUCGAGGUCUACGAAGCUCUUAAGCCCCCUUCAAUACUGUUCAGCCCAGGCCAAUCGGUCAACAACGAUAUCGAGUCAGCUCCUUUCAGCUCUUUCAAGGACCUUAUCCUCAAUUCGGACAAACUGACAAGGAAGACACCUCAUGGGGAGUUGGAUCGUCGUCCACCGCCAUACUCUGACUGUCCACGAGAGUACUAG